GUAGAGCAAGUGAAAUUACUAGAUAGGUUCAGCACAAGCAAUAAGUCACUGACGGGAACUCUAUACCUUACAGCAACUCAUCUGUUAUUCAUAGAUUCAAGCCAGAGAGAGACAUGGAUUCUACAUCAUCACAUUGCUGCGGUGGAAAAACUUCCCUUGACUACUUCUGGCUGCCCGCUUGUCAUCCAGUGCAAGAACUUCAGGAUAGUUCACUUUGUCGUUCCCAGAGAGAGAGAUUGUCAUGACAUUUAUAACUCUUUGCUUCAGCUGUCAAGAACAGCAAAAUAUGAAGAACUGUAUGCCUUUUCCUACAAUCCAAAACAAAACGAAUUAGAGCAAGUCAAAGGUUGGCAGCUUAUCGAUCUAGCAGAAGAAUAUAAGAGAAUGGGAGUGCCAAAUGCUAACUGGCAGUUGUCCGAUGCAAACCGUGAUUAUAAGAUUUGUGAAACCUAUCCUAGAGAGCUUUAUGUUCCCAGAACUGCAAGCAAGCCCAUAAUUGUUGGUAGCUCCAAGUUCAGAAGCAAAGGAAGAUUCCCAGUGUUGUCAUAUUAUCAUAAAAAUAAAGAGGCUGCGAUUUGCAGAUGCAGUCAGCCUCUCUCAGGUUUCAGUGCCAGGUGCCUGGAAGAUGAACACAUGUUACAAGCCAUCAGUAAAGCAAAUCCUUCAAACCGUUACAUGUAUGUCAUGGACACCAGGCCGAAGCUUAAUGCAAUGGCAAACAGAGCGGCUGGAAAGGGCUAUGAGAAUGAAGACAACUACUCUAACAUUAGGUUCCAGUUUGUUGGCAUUGAAAAUAUUCAUGUAAUGAGAUCCAGCUUACAAAAACUUCUGGAAGUUAGUGGCACAAAGGGUUUGUCUGUCAAUGACUUUUUGUCUGGUUUGGAGAAUUCUGGAUGGCUGCGUCAUAUCAAAGCUGUGUUGGAUGCUGCUGUCUUCCUAGUCAAGGCAAUAGCAGUUGAAAGCGCGAGUGUAUUAGUGCACUGCUCAGAUGGCUGGGAUAGGACUUCCCAAGUUUGUUCUCUUGGAGCUCUCUUGCUAGAUUCCUAUUACAGAACAAUCAAAGGAUUCAUGGUCUUGAUAGAGAAAGACUGGAUCUCUUUUGGGCACAAGUUCUCUGACAGGUGUUGUCAGUUGGAUGGUGAUCCAAAAGAGAUCUCACCAGUGUUCACCCAGUUUUUAGAAAGUGUAUGGAAUCUGACUGAGCAGUUUCCACAAGCCUUUGAGUACAAUGAAGCUUUCCUCCUUCAAAUACAUGAACACGUCCAUUCGUGCCAGUUUGGUAACUUCCUUGGAAACUGCCAAAAAGAGCGAGAAGAACUAAAGUAA
Molecule: messenger RNA, 1326 nt
Organism: Leptosomus discolor (cuckoo roller)
Lineage: Eukaryota; Metazoa; Chordata; Aves; Leptosomiformes; Leptosomidae
Source: RefSeq, a predicted model, not a curated record